UGUCUUUAAACCAAAGCUGGAAAGAAGACUUCACAUGUUCUGACUUUUGGGUUUGAGUGAUGUUUAAUGCUUUGUUUGCGAAAUGAAGACCUCUCUAACCAAAACUUUAAAUUGUACCAGUUGAAAGCUACCAAGAACACUAUAGUCCACAAUUAAACCAAUAAAAAAAAAGGGUAUUUUAUUGACCACAAUCUGCAUUGUUUUGCUAUAUACUUUUUUUGACAAGAGAUGUACAUGUACAUAUGUAAGAUAAGAUAAAACUCUAAAACUAAAACAACAACAAAAAUGUUCACUAUUAAAAAGGCAAAAGAUAAAAAGAUAUACAUGUCGUCAGUGAAGAGUUAUGAGCAGACUUAUCCAGGAAGAUUCAUACUGAAAUCUUAUUACAAUGUUAGUGUUGAUCCGUACGUAAAGUUAUCUACGGACUCACUUGUAAUACAGGGCAAUUUUCUCUUGCACUCCUAUAUCUGGUGAUUAAAGUUCAAAACCACUCAGGCCGGCUUAGAUAGGGGGCGAGUGGUGCGACCGCUCCGGUUCAAUCCGUUGUCCAUUUAUUUCUUAAUAGAUAAGGAUCCAACUUUUUUAAAAAAUAUAAGUAUUUUUAUAUUAAAAAUAAAAAAAGGGGUCCAAUUUUUUUAUAUAAAAAUAUUUUUUAUUUCUAUAUAUUAUUUCUAAAAAUACUUUUGGUAUUUUAAAAAAAAUAUAUAUCUAUCAGAUUUUUUUUUUAAAUAAUAGUUUGGAAAUUAAUUUUGUUUUUUCCAGGAUCCAUGACGCCAAUGGACCGGCCCUCAAACUAUUUAAUCUAGACGUGUGGUUAUAUUCUUCUAGUUAUUAAUUUUAUAUUAAUAUUUUUCUACGUUCUAUAUUUAAAUUGCAUGUAUGUAAGUUGCAUAAAACAUGUAGACUGGGUAAAAAUAUAGUAUUUAAGUUAGGGAAAAGAUCUUGUGGAGUUGAACCUAGACACGUGACAUAUCAUGGUUUUUAGUGUUUCUAUAUUGUUUAAAUCGAAUUGGAUACAGAACUGUGUAGAUGUAUUAAAAUUUGGCAAUAGAUGAGAAUUUUUCUACCGAUGGACGAAGUUCAAAUUUUGACACAAGGUAUAUAAAUGAAUUAUCUUUCCGAAUCCGAAGGUUUGAGGUCAACUCAUCAGUAGGAUUAAAAAUUAUGCUUUGUUCUAUCUGCCAGUUUAAUACGAGAAAAAUUGAAAACUUCGGUUUUUUUCUAUUUUCUAUUUUUUUUUUUGAAAAGGAAAGGCCUAUUUUCUAUUUAGCUUUACCUAAAAUUCGACCAGAACGUUUUAUACCUUAUUUUUAGAUGUUGUUAAAUCAUUGUUUAAGAUAAAAUUUAUUUUAGAUUUAGAGAAAAAGAUCGGGAUCCCUUCUAAGAUUGACUUGGAAAUCUUUUUUUAUUAUUUUAAUAUAAUUAUGCAAACUUCAUCAUUAAUCAUGUAUUCUUUGAUUAUGUCUGAAUAGAUCAUUUGUUAGAUUUAGAAAAUUUAAAGCAAUCAAUUGUUACAGUUUAUCUUUUAUUUUUUGGUCAUUUUUCUUAAUGCUAGAUUUAGACUGACAACUCUGAUAAUCUAAGAUCAUAUGAUAAUGGAUAGAAACAAAAAUGUUAUUGAUAACUUUUAAGAAUCUGUCAACUUUUAAAAUCACUUAACUCCUUUUAAAUUCUGAUUCUAAUAACUCCCUAAAAUAAUGUUUAAUGAGUUAAAUAACUAUUGACAAAGAAAUUUGGUUGCGAAAUUUAAUGAACAUAUCAAACCUAAUCUUAAUACUUGUUUUAAUUCUUUAAAUUCACAAAGAAAUUUGAGAUUGUAGGAUGUACACAUAGAUAGUCUCUGAAGCAGAAACUAACUGACUUAAUUAUUGUGAUUAGAGUUUUAAACUGUUUUUAAUAACCGUAAUAUUCGUUACUUCAAACAUGAUUUUUUGAAUGAUUUUCUUGGAUCUACCGACUUUCUUACAUUCCUCACAGACCGAUUUACUUUAUUAUUGUUUAUUGCUUUCUGAUUGAUUACACAGUUUAAUCUGAUUACCUAUAGUAUAUUUUGUGGUUUAGUCUCCGUGGAUUCAAUUUCGAAAUAUUACAACUGACUGGUGAUAAACGGUUUGCAGCUGCAAGUACGGCUCCGGAUUCGACUCCCACUGGUCACCAGAGAAUUUACAUGCGGACUUGCUCUGGCACCAGAGACCGAAGACCGUUGUCUGGCCAUGACCCAUCCUCGAGUGUGCGUCCGCGCCGCUAAAAGGUUCGGUCUCUAGUCUGGAUUACCACGGUGGAGGCCAAGACACUCGGUUAUCAAAAAAAAAAAAAAUUACAACUGACCAAUGAAAUUGUAAUGUUUCUCUUAAGAUAAAUUUGUACAUGUUAUCACGUUUUGUGUGUGUUUGUCGAAUGAUAUUCACAAACACAAAAGAAACAACACUAAGUCGAGGAAAAAAAACAAGCAAGUGCAUAAAAGUAAGAAUACUGUAAUUUAUGCUGCUACGUUGAAAACCGCUCUCUGGAACCGAUGACUUUUCUUUAAGACAUUUGGUAAACAAUUUCAGCUAAAUAAUGAAUAAUCAAAUCUGUUUAACCUUGGGAUUCGGGUGAAUUAGGCAAGUAGGGUCUGUAAUGUAUAACACAUGUCCAAGUCAUGGAUAUUUUGCUGUUUCUAUUUUAUUUUGAAAACUCAUCUUGUAUAUCGGGUUAUAUUUUUUUAACAUCUGAUUAAUUAUGCUAUUACAACGAUGAAUUAUGGAAUGUAAAAUUGUCUUUGUAAUAUUCUCAUCGUUGUAAUAACAAAGUUGUUAUUCAAUUCAAAUUUAAAUACAAGUAUAAGUUAUGUUGAAAAAUCUCAGCAGAUCAAUUAUUUAUAAAUUUUGAAUACAGACAAGAUAAAAUUUAAAAUUUUAGAAGUAAUAAUUAUGUUUGAAUAAAGCAUGUGUUUUGAGUUUGAUUCAUAUGGUUUAACUUCGUUGCCCACUCCAAGUUGGUUUUGAGUAUUCUAUUUCACUAUUUUUUAAAAUUUCAUAAAUUUUUUUUAUUUGGUUUCACUUUAUUUUUAAUGAAUCUAUAUUUAUUAGACCGACAUAUAUAUAUAUAUAUAUAUCAAGAUAAAAACAUGAAUGUGAUUGGCAAUUAUGUAACUACCAUUUAUAAAAAGUCAACUAAAUUUCUGAGCGUUUUCAUAAAGUUCAUUAACAUAGGAACGUCUUGCUAGACUCUUUAAUUGGCAAGGUCAUAAGAUCGCUCUAUUUGGUCUAAAAAAAAGAUCGCUCUAUUUUGUACUUGUUUGGUUGUAACAUAAUGUGUUUAAUAGAGUUACUCAUUUUGUCAAUACCAUAAUAAUAAAUGAAACAUUCAAAGUAUAAUUAUUUUGUUUAAAUUCGAAAUUUUUGAAAAAACAAAAAAUUGGAAUUUGGAAUCUUUUAAUAGAUUUAUAUAUUAUUUAAAAAUCAAAAGUUUGUAGUAUUUUGAAAUGCAUUGUCAUCAGAUAAGAUUAAUAUUAAACAAAGAAAUACAACAGACCAAACUAUUAAGAAAAACACCAGACCACCACAGACGAGGCCCAACCACAAGGCCCAAAAACAAAAAAAAAACACCACUAAAGACACAUAAACAUUACGUAUACUAAGGGGGUGUUAGUGGGAGUUAGAUUUAUGAUGAUUGUUAGAAUUUAUAGAAUCUAGUGUUAUUAGUUUACACAAUUUCACAUUCUCAUUAAAAUCUAGUGUUAUUGGUUUCAUGAUUUAGUAAUUCUAUACACAAUCUUUUGUUAUUCAAAAAGUCUAGAUUUUAAUGAUUCUUUAAAUCUAUUAAAGUUGGUGUUAUUGGGAGUUGUAUUCUUCACCAUUUAACUCAUAAUGCAAGAUUUUGAGAAUACUACUUAUAUACUUUAGAUUCUUAGAAUCAUUAUAUCAAUGUAUUUUCAUAGAAUUUCAAAAUAUACAAAACUCUCUACAACUCUUUCCAAAUUUAACAAAUCUCUGAACUUUUAAAAUUAACAAACUCUAUAUAAAUCUUAUUCCCACUAACACCCCCUAAGAGAAAAAAGAGACACGCGUCAAAAGCAUACCACCUCCUUAAAAAAAAAGAAUAAUAUUUUAAAAGUAAUCAUAAUAGGUAGUAGUUAGAAAGAAUUUCAUGAUAAAUAAAGUAUUUUGUGUCAAUAUAUACGAAUAAUAUAGCUGGAUCUAUAGUGUGUGUAGUUUCUGUUUGUCAACAAUUUAUUACAAUUUUAGCAAAAAAAAAAAAAAAAAAAAAAAACAAUUUAUUACAAAUGACAGAUUAACUAUUACCAUUAUUAAGAACAAGAAUGCAUAGUUGUAUUUUAUAAAUACAGUUAUACAGGUACUUAUAAUUCGAAAACCAUAUUUUAAUUCAUUUGAACGAACUUAAACAAAAUUAUUAAUAAUUCGGACGUUACUGUACAUAUUGCGGCUUUUGUUCGCAACCGUCUGAUUAGAAGGCACUAUUUUCUGUCAUCAUGAGGAACUUUGCAUAAUCUUUUUUCCUGACAGUGGUGGACUCGGUGAGAGAUAUCUGGUCAUACAUACAUAAAAACGUGCGCCUUAUUUCUAAUUUUAUAAGACAGGAACUAGUGCAUCAGAUACUUCCACAUCACACUACCAAUCGACCAGCCUUUGGUACUUUUUUAAUAUGUUGAAAUGGUUUUAAUAUUUUACAUUAACAGUAAAAAAGCACUAGAGCAAGAGAGAACCUUAUCUGAGUAAAUAAUGAUUAUAAGCCAAAAUUCGAAAAGUUGUCAAUGUAAUGACAGUAAAAUGUGAAAAUUCAGAGGUAAUAUGCAAAGAUCCAGACUGUCCAACCAACAACCAUUCUCGCUCGCCAGUGUGCUAGCAUGACUAGGUCUAGUGGCGGAGCCGGCCACAUUUUUAACGGGAUCAAUUUGAUUUCAGCCAUAUGUUAUAGUGAUCACUUUUGUUUUAGUCAGUAGCGGUCCUGAUACCAAGCAUUAGAAGCUGGAGUUUCCGGCCCAAAAUAAUAUAUGUACUUUACCGGCAAUAAAUUGAUUAUAGUUUGUCUAUAGUGCAAUGGUACUUAUGGGUGAUAUUUAGUCUAAUGGUAGUGAUUUCGAGUCUCUAUCCCUACAAAAUCUUGUAAGUUUUGAUAAUAUAUUUAUGAUCAGGUCCUAAAUUUUUUUAAGCUUCUGGUCCUCAAAUUUAGUGGCCGGCACUGGUUUUAGUGGUAGCUUCUCCACUGACUAGGCAGCACCAAUGCUAACUCGACCAGACCUCCAACCAAAGCGGUGUGGUUUGGUACAAAAUAGUUUGGAAAGUAGUUUAAGACACUUCAAAGAGGCAUAUAUAUCGUGCUAAACAAACAGCCAAAAAAAAAUUUGAAGUAAGAUUCGGCAAAAACUCUGAAUGCUAGCGUGCCAAAAAGCAAAAGGAGAAAAUCACUAUUUGAAUAGCUUUUCUCACCAUACUGCGAUCCUCGUACAUACCAUAUUGAUUUUAUUCACAAAUCAGGUUCUUCAUUCUGAAAGAAAAAACAUAAUCAUGUACCACCACACCAUUCAUGAAGGAUGCUGCUAAUUAUAUAAUCUGAAAUAAAAUUGUGUCAACCGGCAUACACAUCAAAUAAAUGAAGUAACCUAAAUUCUACCUACCAUCUUCAAAGACCUAAAACACACCCGCUGACGCCGAUAAUUUUUCUUGAAUAAAUGAAAGCACAUGUUGUACGAAAAUACAAUAAACGUACUUGCAUACUAUGCACUGAUGCAGACACAUCCACAAUAAAUAAAUGUUGGUCAAAUAUCAAAAACAAUUAAAGCUCUAAAGUCCACAUAAAUAUAAAUAUUGUGUAUAUAUAUAAUGUAGCAGAGGAUUCGUGACAGAAGGAGGAUUUUGCUUUACGCUUGAAACGAUAACUUUCACCAAAAUGCUUCUUUUUAAAAAUAAGAAACAAAAAAUGGGCCUUUAAUUUUAAUAUAAUCAGUUGUUCAAAAAAAAGAAACAAAAAAUGGGAACGCUGGAAGGAUAUCAUAAAAGUUCGUCUCCCUUAUGUGCAUAUGGCUCAAGCAUUCUUAGAAGUGUGUAAGUGCUGUCGAGGUUAAACCACCUCUUCAUGGAAGUCUCUUUGAUGUUUUUUAUUCUUUUUUGGCAUCAUUAGGCUUUAAGCUUUAUCUCUUUUGUACAUGUACAAACCUGUUUCAUUUUCAAUGAUAAUUCACAUACUUAUCAAAAAAAAAAAAAGGAUAUCAUCGUAUUUUUAGCCAAAACAUAUUAUAUUGUGUAAUAUCUUCUUAAGCAGAAUAAAUAUACAGUAUCUCUGAUACGCAAUGGAUAUGGGGAGUUUAAAUAAUAAUUAAUGUGAUUAACAACGGUAGUUGCAGUGUGAGCAGGUGCACAUCAAAAGCUGGUAGCCCACAGGCGACCAUAACAAGACCAAUGGCUGAGAUUUGAUCACUUAUCUGUCAUGUAUCCGAAUAUUAGGACACGAUUGGGCUUCCACGUCCACAAAUGUCAAAUAGGUGUAUCCUUAGUGUUGUGAGAUCAUAAAUUCUUAAAGGCAAAUGUGGAUAGGGACAUAUUUUCACUUUUGUUUCUAUGCAGUUUUGUCGGUUUGACAUUUUUAUGUACAUUACCUCUUUUUGUUUAACGCUGAUAUUUGAUGGCCGGAAGGAUGAAUUUGCCUAAAUUUUUUAUUUUUUUUCCCCUAAGGGUAGCUUUGACCAAAAUUGUUAACAUACAUGAUUUGUCUAACUCAUGGAAAUUAGACCUAGCUCAAAUUUUGCAAAACAGAUAAAAGUAUCAUCGUUUCUUUUUAUAUGCGAUUAUCGUCUAAAACUCAUUUACAGCUCUUAUCUCAGUUUUUCAAUAGUUGCCUUUUAUUUUGUGUACAGUUUCAGUAUAACAAUGUAUAUUGUAAACAUAGUUUUGAUAAAAUAAUACAUUUAUUAAAGUGUUUUAGUAUAAAAAAAGUUAGGUAAAAAAUUGUGGCUUAGUAGUUUGUGUUAGUAUACCAAUUGUUUUACUAUAUUCCACCAUUCAUGAAUGAGCUAUGUAUACACAUCAUGCCUAGUUUUCAAAGUGGUAGAAAAUGUUUUUUUCAGAAGGUCCAAGGACACAAGCUGAGGCUAAGCCCAAAAAAAAAAGUUUUAACUAAAUUUCAUAGAAAAACAAAUUUAGGUUAAAAAUGUAAUUCCUGAAAGCUGCAUUAUUUGGUCCUCUUAAUAGUUUAUAUAUUAAAAGAAUGGUCCUGAGAGAACCAUUUGUUUCUUUAAGGCACCAUCCUCCACAAUAUAAAAAGCUAACGAGUAAACAAUAGAAGAAAUUGAAAUAUAGGACAUAACCACAAAAUCCUAGGGAGAUCUGGCAUUAUUGAAGCUCAAAGUGUCAAACUAUGGAUCCUUAUAAGAAUCCUAAUCCGAAAGGGUACCAGCGACAGAGACCAUUUGGCUCAGCCGGCGAAGGUGGAAGCAGCGGCGGCUCCGAUAUGCCCCAUGAUAUAGAUGACAAUAAGAAGAAGAAGAAGCUGCUUCACCGCGACAUCGAACGCCAGAGAAGACAAGAAAUGGCUACACUAUAUGCUUCCCUUCGUAGUCACCUACCUCUCCAAUACAUCAAGGGGAAGAGAGCUGUUGCGGAUCAUGUAAAUGCAGCGGUUGGUUUCAUUAAGGACACAGAAACACGGAUUAAAGAACUCAGUGCAAGAAGAGACGAGCUAAGCAGAGAACAAACAUGUCAGAGAUCGGAUCCUAACCUAGCAAGAACUGGAUUCGAGUUAGGCAAAUCGGAUCCAGCGAGUUUGAUUGUGCAACCAUGCGUGAACGGUUUCGAAGUGGCGGUGAGCAGCAACUCUUCAGGUCCUGACGCUUUGCCACUUUCAAGAGUGCUUGAGGCACUUCAGGAGUUAGGGCUUGAAGUCAUCAACUCUCUCACCACACGAGUAAAUGAAAGGCUCAUGCACACUAUUCAAGUCGAGGUUAAUACUUUCGGAUGCUUGGACUUAGCUUGGUUGCAGCAGAAGCUAGUCGAGGACUUGAUCCUUUCGCCGGGAAAUAUCUAAAGCUAUCUUGAAACUUCAUCUUGGGAGCGGGCCUUGAAAUUCACUCGUGGAUGGAGGCGUAGCUUCGGUUUAAACAAGUUCAAGUGUGUGCUUUUGUUAUGUUUCAAAAGACGUUAGGGGUAGCUAGGUCAUAAAAUUCACCAUCAUUCACUGCCCCCACCGUAGAGACCAAGGGUUUGAUGUUUGCAACAUUGCAUUUUACUCACCAUCUAAGGUUUUUGUGUGUUUGCUUUACAUUUUGCUUCGAUUUAUUACCUCCAAAUUUCAGCUAUCAUGUUUCCCUUUCAUUAUAAUGUUUUGUAUCAUU
Molecule: messenger RNA, 8329 nt
Organism: Brassica rapa (field mustard)
Lineage: Eukaryota; Viridiplantae; Streptophyta; Magnoliopsida; Brassicales; Brassicaceae
Product: transcription factor bHLH126
Biological process (GO): regulation of transcription by RNA polymerase II
Cellular component (GO): RNA polymerase II transcription regulator complex
Molecular function (GO): DNA-binding transcription factor activity, RNA polymerase II-specific; RNA polymerase II transcription regulatory region sequence-specific DNA binding; protein dimerization activity
Source: RefSeq, a predicted model, not a curated record